AUGCAAUUCUCUACCGUUAUCUCUGCUUUGACUCUAUCUGCUGUCGCUGUAUUUGCUCAAGAAACCGUUGUCUCUGAUGGUGUCACCUAUGUCGAUGUCACUGAAACCCCAGAAGUCACCGUUUCUGCCGUUUCCACCGAACUUUCCACUUCUACUCCAUACUCUACCACUACUCUAGCAGUUGCUACUCUAGAAACAUACGCAGGUGAUAACUCUACCUCUACUGAACACACCGUCGAACCAUACUCUGGUGCUGCUUUGAAACAAGAAGUACUAGGCUCUUCCCUAGUCGGUGUCGUUGCCCUGGUGGCAGCUUUGUUGUAA
Kluyveromyces lactis is the source of this 324-nucleotide messenger RNA. It is a transcript of the gene TOS6, whose product is annotated as Tos6p. The coding region runs from base 1 to 324 and encodes 107 amino acids. The record is from RefSeq and is a predicted model, not a curated record. NCBI's taxonomy places the organism in Eukaryota, Fungi, Ascomycota, Saccharomycetes, Saccharomycetales, Saccharomycetaceae. The transcript has a single exon.